Messenger RNA from Penicillium vulpinum, 3222 nucleotides. RefSeq lists its product as uncharacterized. Lineage: Eukaryota; Fungi; Ascomycota; Eurotiomycetes; Eurotiales; Aspergillaceae. The coding region runs from base 1 to 3222 and encodes 1073 amino acids. The record is from RefSeq and is a predicted model, not a curated record. The transcript is spliced from 9 exons.
AUGGCAGAGCAACUCGCUCAACUGGUGCGCGAGGUGGAACGCCUAGUCACUGCACCAUACGUGCCUUCGUUACAGGACCUCCAUGAUCUGGUGUACCAAAUCCAACCUCCAACAAUUAGCGCUUGGGCACUAUGCAAGCCCUGCCAAGUUGGCUUGUUGGCUGAUAUUUUGAUCGAAGCCUUAUCACGAUCGCGCGUCGCCCUGCCUCUGAUUACUGCAUUCGCAUCUGCAUCAUCCUUUAGAGAUGCGCUGGUUGAGCGGCAUCCGAUCAUUUUAGAUGCCUUUUUGGAAAAGGCCGUGGACACUAAUGGGGCUGAGUAUUUCCCGGCAUGUAUCGCAUUAUUCUCAUCGCCCCUGCCAGCGGGUGUUGUGCCACCAGCUAGGAUUGCCCUCUUCCUCGCGAAGCUGGUCGGCAUGAUGGCAGAGAAUCCCUGUGUUGAGACUGUAGCACCUCUUCACACACUCAUCUCAGGACUAAAAGGCUCACCAAGGAUCUUGAAUGACAUUCCCUCCGAGGUCAUGUCUAAUCUCCAGCUAGAGUUCACCAAGACACUGCGCAACUUGGACGAUCAUAUGGGCAACCUCUUGUGUCUGGCAACUUUUGCGCACAUUGCGACGGCACUAGGUACAGCAUCUCAAAAUCAACACGGAUCAGAAGCGCCAUGGCUUCUUAACAUUAGGCAUUUCUUUGGCCAGAAACGCGGUCUCAAAACACUUGACUUGGUCGUCUUGCGUGUUAUACUAGCUUGCUCAUCCAGCUGUAAUCUGGCACCGCCACAGGCGGCUGAGAGUAUUCGACUGGCAAUUUGCAUCGCUGACGCAGUUGAGCCUGAACAGAAAAGGGCUUGGAUAGCAGGUAAUAAUCCUAAGAUUGCUAAGCUGUGCGAGAAGGCUGUCAGAGAUGGUCUCUAUAGCCAAACACAAACGAUGGUAAUCGUCUUUUUGCACACACUUCUCCCCGCACACUCAUUGCCAUCCCAGCUACGGGAAAUUGGCAUAAAGGUCCUCUUGUCUAAGAAUAUCCAAGAGACUAUGGAAAAGAUACCCCAUCAACUGAUUCCACGCCUCGCGAAGUCUUUAGCAGAAUCUGGGGCAUCUGCCACUCAUCAACUUUUGGCACUUACUUUCGAUGUCUUAAGAAACAGUAAAUCGUCGGGGAUGGGAGAGAUCGCAGCAUUGAACCUAGCUCACUUGGUAUUAGCCGGUGUGCAAGAACUAAAUCCCCAGACAAUGAUUCCUAGCUUCAACAACUCCAUGGCCCCUCUGAGGGAAGUUCUUGGGGAAAUGGUUGAAUAUUUCCCUCGACAGCCUAGUGAAAGCCAAUGCGGUGGUGGAGCAUGGUGUGCAUCCGAGCUAUACACAAAGAAAAACAGGCUGUUUCUAUCUCUAUUAAGACUAUACAACACGGCUUCAGCACAAGACGGUAGCGACAUUAUCAUGAGAUCCUUUAUGGGGAGAGUGGAGGAAUCAAUGCCGAACCUCGAAUGUGCCUUCUCAAAAACAACCCCCAAAGCCUUCCGUGGCUCCCUCGGCUUGCACGACAGACAUGACCUCUUGUCAACUCAGAUAAACCGCAAUUGGCGAUCUGGGGUCACUGAGCUCUUUAUGCAGAACGCCCAGGCCUCUCACGACAGCAUGAUGAAAAAGAUCGAGGAUACGUGCUUUGACCUAGAGCGUCGCUGUCACGAUGUUGAAGGACCCCUGCGAGCUGCCGAAGAAGAGCGGGACAGAUAUGCAAGCGAAAAUGAGCAACUGAAAAGGCAAAACGAAGAAUUAAGCGAAAAACUGAAAACUCAAAAUACAGAUAUGGAAACCAAGUUAAGGAACUCAUCUGAAUGUUUUGCUAAACUUGGUCACGAGAACAUACGCCUUGAACAACUCCUUCAAGAUCAAUGCGCCUACACUGACGCGCUAACUAUGUCACUUGAAUCUGCACGUGAGGAGCUUCAGCUGUACCAACAGAGUUCUGAGAAGGCACUUCUCGCUGAGAAAGAAAUGGCCCGCUCGAAGGAAUUGGAGUUGAUGGCUACUUUAACUGAAAAAGACGAUCAACUGGAAGAGCUUCAGCAGGAGAUGUGCGGUUUGCAAAUGAAGAAUGAGCAGACGAACCAGAGGCUUGAUCAAGUGCAGGAGGAAAUGCGCAGCUUGCAAGUGAAGGAUAAGCAGACACGCCAGAGUCUUGAUCAAGUUGCGAAUGAAAAGACCGCUUUAUCCGAAUUGUCCAACUCCCUGAAGCAAGAGCUUGCUGAUGCUUCAGAGACAUUGAAGCGGGCCAGACUUCUUGCUAAUGAGAAAGAAGAUGAAGUGAACCGUCUCCAAGCCCAGGAGGAGGAGUUGCGAAAGGAACUGGGGUCUGUGGAAACAACGGUUGCCCAACAGAAUAUUGAAGUUGAGAGGCUCUAUUCUGCAUUGGAAGAAUGCGGGGAAAAAUUGCGGAAUGAGGUUGAAAAGCUGAAACAUGACCAUGAAGCCGAAGCUUCUCGAGCCACAUCCGAGAUGGCAAAGUACGAGACUGAAAAUCGGCGAUUGCAAGCUGUUAUGCAAGCUGCCGCUCUUGAUGCUACCAGAAAUGCCCAAUCGAAAGACAAACGGAUCCAACACCUGGAGAGAAAGAUACAAGCCUUACGAGACGAACGUGCUGCCAAGGCCCGUGAGUUCUCAGAAGCACAACAACACAUUGGCCGCCUAAUGGGCGUGAUGGGCUUCUCUGCCAAUGCCCCCGAGUCAAAUCCCCCUCCAAAACACCAACGAACCAGGUCCUCUGUCAACGCUACUCCAACUGCAAGAAUCUCCCAAACCAUAAGCGAUGAUGAAGAUGGCACACAGCUCGCACAGUCCUUUGAAUCCAUAACCUCCAACUUCAAUGGUCCUACCCCAAAACGGCCAAGAGGGAACCGAAAAUCAACAAACCUGCCUUACACUUUGAACACUUCGUCCGCUGCAGCUCCUAAGACGAAAACUCCGCCGCCGGCCACCGGCGUAUCUCGCUCAGUGAGAAAACCACUGGCGGAGGCUGACAGCAACAGCCCUACGAAAUCACAGUCAAGCAGUGCGUCGAAACGAAAUCAGGUGGAUGACUCUUUCCAGGAGACACAGGUACAGGGGGGUUUUGAGGAGAACAGGCUUCAUGACCUGGAUUUGGAUAUGGAUCUGGAGUUUUCUAGAGACUUUCUAUUUUCGAGCACGGCUUUUACGGGGUCGACGGAUCGUAUUGCGCAGUAA